This is a messenger RNA of Plasmodium coatneyi, 2766 nucleotides long. RefSeq lists its product as uncharacterized. Bases 1 to 2766 code for a protein of 921 amino acids. Gene Ontology annotation, biological process: positive regulation of transcription elongation by RNA polymerase II; transcription elongation by RNA polymerase II. The record is from RefSeq and is a predicted model, not a curated record. The transcript has a single exon. Gene Ontology annotation, cellular component: Cdc73/Paf1 complex. NCBI's taxonomy places the organism in Eukaryota, Apicomplexa, Aconoidasida, Haemosporida, Plasmodiidae. Gene Ontology annotation, molecular function: RNA polymerase II complex binding.
AUGGGGAGCGAACAACUUAAUUUAAAAAUCCUGAUGAAGAAAUUCCUGAGCGAGGAGAAGGAGUACAUAAAAUUAGUGAAUAAAGAUCAAAGCGAUAUCAUACUUUUCGAAAAGGAAAACUUUUACAUACAUGCAAAUAUCCUCUGUGGAAUUGAAAGCAGGAAGAAAGAAAAAUACAACGUUGGGGAUAUCUACCUAUUCCUAUGCCUGCCAAAGAGUAACUACACCUUUUCGUAUAUAAAUUCUGUUGGCUAUAAAUAUAUAAGCAUUCUUGAAAAAAGCAAAAUUAUAAAAAUUAUCGAAGACAAUGAGGAUAAUGACGAAAUUAAGGUAAAUAUUUAUGUGUAUGAUUUGAAGAGAAAUUUGGACUUGCAUGACUAUGUGGACGUGGAAGAUAAGGAUCAGGGGAUACAGGUGGACCUCUUUCAUUUGGACAUCGUGGGGGAUGUCGACAGGGAUAGCGAAAAUGAGAAUGAAAAGGGCCAUGUAAAAGGUGCCACAACGGGGGGGAAGCAAAACGAAGGAGGGGGAGAAACAUUUAGCCCUGACCACCGGAAGAGGAAGCGAGAAGAAGGGGGGAAACUUCAACAAGGGGAAGGCGCCCAAACGGGGGAUCACACAAUUCCUUCAUAUCACGAAAAAAGCAGCAUUAAUCUCGACAAAGGUACCUCCAACGAUGAUGCGAAGGAAAAUUUCGUCUCCUUCGAUAGCGUAAGAACCGUAUGUGACACAGAAAAAAUGGACAACUCGCUAAUCCUUUAUAUGGCGAAGGGAACACCCCAAAGUAGACAUAUCCUCAGCGAAAUUGACCCAUGGGUGAAAAUGGGGGAUUACAACUUCCUGCAGAGAGAUAUCCCUUCCGAACAGUACGACCCGUUAAUCUAUUUCAAUUGUAACGAAGUUAACGCCCUGGAGGAAUUUGCCAACGAUGCCAGCAACAAUUAUGACUUCUUCAGAGUGGAGGUUAAGGACACAGCGAUUGGGAAAGACCAUUUGGGAGGGAAAUCCCCCAUCGAAAGUGCCCAGACUGGGGAAGAAGUUCCAAUAGAGGAAGGAGCACAAGUGGGUAACCACCAUGAGGACACCCCUGAUAGCAACCUGCAAAAUAUGAUGAAGCAUUACUUCGGGAAGGACAAUUUUUUCAAAAACUUUUUUCUCCAAAAUAUGAAUUUAUAUUCUGUUUUAAAAAACACAUAUUUUGCGAACACACAAAAUGAAGUGCACAUUGAUCAGUGCGUAAAAUUAAUUGUCAGCAAGUUCCACAGGGAUUACAUAAAAUACAUGGAUAAUAAACAACACAUGGUUCUAUCCAACUGUAAUGAUUUCCUGAGAAGGUACUCCACGCAUAACUACACAGAUAUUUACCAGAAGGGAGAUUUGUACAAAAAUUUUGCAGAUUACGACAUGCUGGACCUCGAUUUGAGCAUUAAUGAAUAUAAUGAAGAGGGAAAACAUUCGACCAAUCAGGUUGACUGGAAAAAUGGUUAUUCACUAGAUGGAGAAGGUGCGAAAUUUUCGGUUGGCCAAUUUAUCCCCCUAGAAGUGGUCCAAAAUUUCAAUGAUCACGAUAAGAUAAUUUUCUUUCACGAUUUGCUGGCGCAGUAUGUGAAAGCAAUAACUGACAAACAGUGCUACGAUGCGAAUAGGGCACAGGUCAAUUUCGUGCAUAAUUUUGUUAAUGACUUUUCCCUUAAGGAGAAUCUCUACUGGGGGGUGAAUACAGAGCAAGGUUGCCCCCUCCCCCUAGAGGAAUUAUUCUCAUCCGAUGCGGAAGACUUCCUCUUCGAUUCGGUACAGGAUGAGGUAGUCACCACCACCAUGGGUGGAAAGGAUGACCAGAAAAAAAACAAUUUCCCAUUCACAGAAAACAACUGCGCUGUAGUGAGGACCAAACUUGACAGGAAAAACAUCUCGAAGAUGAAAUUGUCAGACGAGCAGGUUACAGCGAAUGCAGAAAUCACCAAGUCGGUACUUCUUAAAGAAGUUAACAUGCAGGACGCCUAUGACCAGAUAGGAAAAAACGCCAGUGACUUCAGUCGCAUAUAUAACCUUUUCGAACGGGAACUUCUAAACAAAAGUAAUAUAAAAAAUGUAUACAUAAAUGGAAUUAAGAAAAAUAUCAUCGUCGAUGAUGGUCAUAUGAAAAAAGGGGUGGAAAAAAAAUCGUUAAAACUUAUCGACGAAAUUCACUUAACGUAUAAGAAGAGACCAAUUAUACUGAUAGAAAAAGAGAGCAGCAACCACAUAAUUAACAGGAACAAUGUGGAGUCGUUUUUUGUGCAUAAUCGUCUGGACAACUCUGGCGUCAAUUCGAAAGGGACUCAUGUCACGACCGGUGGGGGUGACGGCGCAGCAACGGGGCCUUACAAUUCCAUACCCAUCAUUUACAAAAUGUUUAACAAAAAAAAAAGCAUAAAAUUUUCGUUCAUUGAAAAUGACCAAAUUUCCAAAUUGACAGAAACAGACUGGAAGUGUGUCAUUGCCGUUAUCAUAAAAUCUAAGGAGUCGCUAAAAAACAUUUUAAAUGAAUAUCCUUUUGAAAUUCCUACUGCGCUUUUUCAGCCAUUCAAAUCAUUUUUUUUUAUGUUCAAUGAUGUUAUGAUACCGUCUGAUUUGUUGACAGGUGGGAAUGUCGAUAUUAUCAGACUCAGUCGGGACAACAGGAAGGAGGAUUACCUCGCCGUUAAUAAAUUUUGGACCAACAUUGAAAAGUUCAUUUUGCAAAGACGGGACAAGUCUUGCUACACGCGGAAAAGGAAGUCCUAA